Molecule: messenger RNA, 1743 nt
Organism: Nicotiana tabacum (common tobacco)
Lineage: Eukaryota; Viridiplantae; Streptophyta; Magnoliopsida; Solanales; Solanaceae
Product: G-box-binding factor 1-like
Biological process (GO): regulation of DNA-templated transcription
Cellular component (GO): nucleus
Molecular function (GO): sequence-specific DNA binding; DNA-binding transcription factor activity
Source: RefSeq, a predicted model, not a curated record
GACAAAAACUGACCUUGUUCCUGUUUUCCCCCUUAAAUGAAACUGCAACUACUUUCUUCUUCUACUUCUUCUUUUGCCACAGUUUUCAGUUCAGACACUACCCAAAAACCAAAAUUGUUACAACCUUAACCCUACUAAAGUUUCCUUGAUCUCCUGAGGAAGCACUUGGGGGUACUAUAUUUACCAAGAAGAAGAAGAAGAAGAAGUGAAACCAAAAAAGGAAAGUUAAAAAAUCAAAACUUUAGCCGACUUGGAACCUCCUUGUUCCACCCCUCUUCCAAUACACCCCAGCCUUUAAUCGAGUGCACCAUCUCUGAAUUAUUCACGUGGUCCCCGAGUAUACAAUCAAUUGACCCAAUGGGAGCUGGGGAAGAGAGCACCCCUACAAAGCCUUCAAAACCGGCUUCAACUCAGGAGACACAAACUACACCCUCAUAUCCUGAUUGGUCAAGCUCUAUGCAGGCUUAUUAUAGCGCUGGAGCUACUCCUCCCUUCUUUGCCUCACCUGUUGCUUCUCCUGCUUCCCACCCAUACUUGUGGGGAGGCCAGCAUCCUCUUAUGCCUCCUUAUGGGGCUCCAGUCCCGUAUCCAGCUUUAUAUCCUCCUGCUGGAGUUUAUGCUCAUCCUAACAUGGCCACGCACACUCCAAACGCUGUGCAGGCAAAUCUUGAAUCAAACAGGAAGGAUCCUGAAGGAAAGGAUCGGAGUACGAACAAAAAGUUAAAGGCCAGUUCUGGUGGCAAGGCAGGCGACAGCGGGAAAGUUGCUUCGGGUUCUGGAAAUGAUGGUGCCACACAAAGUGAUGAAACCAGAAGUGAAGGUACAUCAGAUACAAAUGAUGAAAAUGAUAACCAUGAAUUUGCUGCAAGUAAGAAGGGAAGCUUUGAUCAAAUGCUUGCCGAUGGAGCCAGUGCGCAGAAUAAUCCCACAACAGCAAAUUACCAGACCUCUAUGCAUGCAAAUCCUGUCACUGUGCCUGCAACUAACCUAAAUAUUGGAAUGGAUGCGUGGAAUGCAUCAUCUGCCGGUCCUGGAGCGAUCAUAAUACAGCCAAAUGCGAAUGGUCCAGUUAUAGGACAUGAAGGAAGGAUGAAUGAUCAAUGGGUUCAGGACGAACGUGAACUUAAAAGACAAAAGAGAAAGCAAUCUAAUAGGGAGUCAGCUAGGAGGUCAAGGCUACAUAAGCAGGCUGAGUGUGAAGAGCUGCAGCGUAGGGUAGAAGCUUUGAGCGGCGAGAAUCAUUCACUCAAAGAUGAGCUCCAACGGCUCUCUGAGGAAUGUGAGAAGCUUACGUCAGAGAAUAGUUCGAUAAAGGAAGAGUUAACGCGGUUGUGUGGGCCAGAUGCUGUGUCUAAGCUAGAGAGCAACGGCAAUGCCAGUCAUCUACAAUCUAACGUUGAGGAAGCUAAUUAAGGAAAAGCCAGGACUGAGUAGGUGAUUUAAGUUACAACUUACAAGUGCUCACAAAUAUUUCAGGAGCCAAAAGAAUUCAUUGCUUCUAGGUGCAGCAGAAUGAGAAAUGUUUGUUGUCCUACUAACCUAUACCCUUUAACCCUUUUUGAGUGCGACUGGAACAUUUAUUUUCUAGUUGUAACCCCAGUGUUGAGUCAGUCUGUGCUCUUGUUAAAUUAACUACAAUAACUGGAAUGUAAACUAAGUCGUCUUUCUGGUGAGUGCACCACUAAGUACUGUUGGAAUUUGACCUUCUUUGCAUUGGAUAUCUUUAAAGCCUCUUGCAUUGAA